AUGGUUUCAUCUAGUGACGAAACAACACCUCAAUGCUCACCAUCUGAUUAUUCUGAUGAAGCACAUAAAAACAACGUGAUGAAUGACAACGUGAUCACGAUCGACAGCGAUAAUUUUAAGGCGUUGAAAGAGUCAAAGGCAGAUGAAACAAAGAAAGUUUGUGGUGAUAAAGUGAUAGAAGCGGUUAAGAAUGGAUUGCAUAAUGAACGAUAUUCAGCAGAACAUGCUGAUAUGCAAAUGGCACAUGAAUGUGCAAAUGGUAUCGAGAUGACUGCAGCCUCAUCUUGCUCAACCUCUUCGUCAAGCCACACGAACGGAUAUGAUACUGCUACUGAUGUUCGUACAUCUGUUGCUAAUGCAGAAUGUAGUAACGAAAGGCGACACGAUACUGAAGACGCUAAAUCAGAUGGUGUUGUUGAAACGAAGAGUGAUACGGCUCUCUCUGAAGCGAAUAGCAAUUGUCGGAUGGAAGCGAAUGCAAGCAACGCGGAUGAUCAUCAUAUCGAUUGCAUAGAAUUGGAUGAUGAUAGUAACAGUUGUAUUGAAGCGCCUCCUGCGAAGAAGAUGAAAUGCGACCAACAAAAUGGAAGUAAUCAAGAUGAACAAGAAUCACCAAUUCCAGAUGAUCCACAGACUGAAUCGUCGCAUAAACGACCCGAAUUGACGAGCAGUGAAGCCUUAUUGAAUAAAUUAGAAGCUUACGUGAAAGAAGCGAUUGAAAGUGCAAUCAAUAUUCAAGUACAACGAGAACCACUGUCGGUUCGAAAACUAAUUCUUGAAAAGCAAUUAGUACUGCCUAACACAAUCAGUUUUCCGCCAUCACAGGCUGUCGACCUCCUGAUUGAGCAUGAUCCAGAUGCGCCUUUAUCGAAGGUGAUCACAAGGCUGUUUGGUGAGGAGAGGCCUAAGUUAACAGAAGCUGAAAAACGCGAUCGGCAUCUUCUUAAGAUGAGUCAUCCGGCACCUCAUAUGACCAAACUUCUUAUGGAUAUAGGACAGGAUCUUGUUCAAGAGUCGACUUAUUCAGAUAUUGUUCAUGCCAAAAAUUUACCUGAAACACCAAAGAAUAUGGAAACUUAUAAACAGGUGGCUCAGCAGUUGAAACCUGUAUGGGAAGCGUUACGGAAGAAGAAUGAACCGUAUAAAUUAAAACAAUACACCUGUCAGUUAUGCUGUUUUAAAACUGAAUCGCGUAUUGUUUUGGCUCUUCAUAGGCAAACACCUCAUUUUGAUGGACGCAAACAUCAGUGUGCGCUCUGUCCGGAAUAUUUCACGAAUGAAAAUAUGAUAGUACAGCAUUAUGCAAAACAACACGAGCUGGUGGCCGGCAAAGAAGAAGCAAUACCAAAAAAUCCGUGCCCUUGUUGCGAUGAGGAUUUCAUGUAUAAAGGUCAACGUGAUCAACAUCUCAAGACAUGUCGAAGGGAUCUGAAUCGUGUGCGUUUGAUAAUGGCUCCAAAAGCACCACAUGAUGUAAGUGCUAUCAAUCAGUGGCUAUGGGAAAAGCCACCCGUUGACCCAGCCAUUCUUCAGCAGCAACAAGUUGCUCAGAGACAACAAGCUGAGAAACAGCAACGGGCGCAAUUGGCACAGCAACAACAACAGCAGCAACAGCGUCGCAGUCAAACGGUUAAUAAUAAUCCAGCUCUAUUGGCUGCUCAACAACAACAAGCUGUUUAUCUUCUGCAGCAGCAAAGGUUGAGAGCAGCACAAGCGCAGGCAGCAGCUAUCACACAACAACAAGUCAAAAUGAGCAAUAUUAUGAACAACCCAAGUUUACUAGCUGCUGUUCAGCAGCAAUUGCAACGUGCUGCUGCGGCUGGUAUACGUACGCCAGGAAUCACUCCACUUUUCGGUGUGCGUUUACCAACGAACAGUGUUCGUAGUUCACUGUUACCGUCCGGUUCAACAUUGGGCAAUCGUCUGAAAACACCCUCACAAGUGCCAUCACAACGUAACAUUGCAACAAACAGUGCGGUAGCAUCAUCAAGUCACAACAGUGGUAAUAUGUGCGAGAUUUGCGAUCAGAACGUUCAGGAUAAGGAUCGUUAUCUAACACAUCUGCAGCUAUUCCAUAAGCAGAUGCGUGGUAAAUCAUCAGUUGAUAUGCAACAGGGUGCACCUUUGGCAUGCAGUCGUUGUCGAGAUAGAUUUUGGACGUAUGAAGGAUUGGAACGACAUCUUGUUAUGGCUCAUGGAUUGGUCACUUCUGAUUUGUUGACGAAAGCGCAGAAGAAAGAGGACGGUGGACGAUGUAAACUUUGUGGAAAGCAAUAUGCGUUCAAUAUGCUGCAACACUUGGUAACAGAUCAUCAGGUGAAGUUGUGUUCUGCAGAAAUUAUGUACAGUUGUGAUGUGUGUGCGUUCAAAUGUAGCAGUUAUAAUAAGCUUGAGGUACAUCUGAACACUGUUCAUCCAAAGAAUCCCAAUCAGUCCACCUCCAUCUCUGGUAAUGUCGCCGUUUCAUCUGCAGCAGGUGCUCGAGAGAAUGAUAGCGAUGAUGAAGUAAUUGUGCUGAGUGAUGAAUCAAACAAUAAUCGUUUGAAUGCAAGCAGUAGUUGUGGUUCAUUUUCAAUCUCGACCAGUCUAAGAAAUAUUCUGCCCGUUCCAAACUUAAUGUCAACAUCAACAGUAACCAAAACGAAUGUGAAUACGAAUCGAAAAGAUUCACGAACACAAUCAGUAAAACGAUAUCGUCAACUGUUAUUACCACUUAAAGCAACCACUAACAAUUCGCAACUGAUUAAACCGAAUGCAUUACAACAUCGAUACAAUUGUACAAAAUGUAGUGUUUCGUUCGAAACAAUUGUGGAUGUGAUAGAACACUGGCAACAAUCCCAUUUAACACCUAUGCGAGUUGUUCUGUGCAAAAUUGACCUCUGUCAAGUACAUUUAACUGAGUUUCAAGAAAGGCAUAAACUUAACGUGAAUCUUCAAAUGCCAGAACGUCUUGACGCGGACAAAGAAGCCGAUAUGAUUACACUGGAUGAUGAUUAG
Molecule: messenger RNA, 2997 nt
Organism: Anisakis simplex (herring worm)
Lineage: Eukaryota; Metazoa; Nematoda; Chromadorea; Rhabditida; Anisakidae
Source: the annotation of a GenBank genome assembly